CCCCAAUCUCCAGCAGCGCAGCCGCUCGCUCGCUCCUCUUCUCGUCCGCACAACACCGAGCAAGCGAGAGGCGACGGAGAGAGCCGGGUGGCAAUGGCGGGCACCGGCUGCCACUCGCUCCUCUCGCCGGCCUCGCCGCUCUCCCCCGAGUUCUUCUCGCGCCGUCGAGCUUCCGCCGUCGGUAGCGGAGCCUGCCGGCCGAGCAAAGUGCGACCUCAGAUCAGGUGUUGCUCGAAAGGUGAUGAUGCACGGGGAUGUGGAGACAUGCGCAAGGACAAGGUUGAUGAAGAAACUAGACCUUCAAGACGAAAAUGUCUUGUCUGCCUAGGUGCUGUAACCCUAAUCAGUGCAACAGGCCCAACAAUUUGUACACCAAAUGGAAUCGCCGCAGAUAUGACGAACAAGUCUGGGAUACAGAAAGCUGUUUGCAGAAAUUGCAACGGCAGCGGUGCUGUGAUAUGUGAUAUGUGCGGUGGCACAGGAAAAUGGAAGGCCCUCAACAGAAAGAGGGCAAAAGAUGUCUAUGAAUUCACAGAGUGCCCGAAUUGCUAUGGCCGAGGGAAGUUGGUCUGCCCAGUCUGUCUUGGAACUGGGCUGCCGAACAACAAGGGACUCCUCCGGCGACCAGAAGCCAAGCAGUUGCUUGAUAAGAUGUACAACGGCAAGAUAUUGCCAGGGUCGUAGACUACACAGCCAGUCAGCCACAGGAUUUUGCUUCAGUUAUCGAGUAGGAAUAACAUUUGAGACAAAUGUAGCUCUCGGAGUGUAAAUUUUUGUACUAAGCUAAAAGAUUAAAGCUUGGAUUUAGCUUCCAAAUUACCACAGAUAUGUAGUGACCGUGAUGCAAUAGUCUUCAGUCAGUUAUUGCCAGCUACAUUAUUACACAGAUAUAGUGAUUUUAAAUCGCUCA
This is a messenger RNA of Panicum hallii, 910 nucleotides long. RefSeq names its product protein PHOTOSYSTEM I ASSEMBLY 2, chloroplastic. The coding region runs from base 94 to 684 and encodes 196 amino acids. The transcript is spliced from 5 exons. The record is from RefSeq and is a predicted model, not a curated record. Lineage: Eukaryota; Viridiplantae; Streptophyta; Magnoliopsida; Poales; Poaceae.